UUCUUCGACCAAUGGUACCGCAAGAACGUCGACAUGGCCCAGAUGGAAGCCGACUUCGCACGCCAGCUCGCACUCCCGUGCUACAUGUUCGACCACGCGCAGGGCUUCGCUGAAGUGACCAAGUGGCUCGCAUACAACUUCGCCGGCCACAUCACGGAGAAGCGUCCCAAGAGCUUCAGAUGGCAGCACAUGCGUUUCUCGCCGCCAGACUUCGUCCGACCAAUGAACCACGCCCGCGGCGCACUGAAAACCUGCCUGCACAAGGGCAUCUGGGACGAGAUCGGCGCGCUGCUCGCACGCGGCGACUACGCCUGCACCUGCCGCCACUGGGCCACGACAGCCGGCCACUACUUCGCCGCACUGGUCAAAACGGACGCCUACCCGCUCGAGAAGACGUUCUCCCGGAACUCCGUCGUCGCCGUCCUCAAGUACCUCAACGCCUUUGUCAUGCCCGGCACGACCACGCCCCUCUGCCGCAUCUGCGACGUCCAGUGGAACGAGGUGGUCAAGCAGGCAUGUGCGAACACGCUCCGCUAUUUCGACGGCCUGUGCAUUGAUUGCAUGGAUCGGAGCAGGGCGAAGCGGGACGACACGGAUGUGGAUUACUGGCGGCAGCUGGAGAGCGUUGACGGGCGCUGGGAUGCGAACUGUCGGGUGCGCCAUGAUGAGCCGACGUGGUAUGUGAGCUGGUGCGGGCGCGAUGAGCAUCGGCAGAAGCUGUUA
This is a messenger RNA of Trematosphaeria pertusa, 723 nucleotides long. RefSeq lists its product as uncharacterized. The annotation marks the transcript as partial. The record is from RefSeq and is a predicted model, not a curated record. Lineage: Eukaryota; Fungi; Ascomycota; Dothideomycetes; Pleosporales; Trematosphaeriaceae. The transcript is spliced from 2 exons.